UUUACCUACAUACAAUCCUGCGUGCAGAUCUUUUAAUUUGAGAUACCUGAAAACGUAACAGUUUCUUUCAAUAAUGGAAGAUCAGGCGGAUAAGGAAACUACUGAUAUCGAAGAAUCGUUUUCACAAGAUUCGCUAGCCGACGACGGCGAAAAAAACGAUAAUGCCGUUCCUACAGAAGAUCCUUAUCAAAGCCAGGAAUUUCUUCAGCGCAAGUUAUACUUCCUACUUGAACAUUUGAAAAAGAUGCAUGCGACAUUACCUGAGCAAUAUCAGAUAAGAGUCUCGUUUGAAUUAUUGGCGGGGCUGGCAAACUCUUUACUCAACGAUACGAUUUUUGAAAUCGUUAAAGGAUUAAUGGAAAUACAACAUGUGACUGAAAAGCAUCUGAUGCAAGUUCGGGAGAAAGUGGAAAAUGAUCAUCAAUUGGAAAUCAAACAAUGGGAAUCCAAAAUUCAAGACCCGGAAGAACUAGAGCACAUUAUAGCCUUAAUGAAAAUUAAACACACCAAAAACAUGAAGGAAACAGACAUGAAAUUGGUACUGCAUCUCGAUCAGAAAGUCAAAGAUCAGCAAUCAACACUGGAGAAAGCCGGUGUACCCGGCUUUUACGUUACGGAAAAUCCGAAGGAAAUCAAAAUUCAAAUGUACCUGCUCGACUUUAUCCUGCGGUUGAGUCGAAUGAAGUGCGAACCGAGCAAAUAGCAUCCGGCUGAACCCGACGGGGAUGCUUUGUCGAAAGAUGCAACUUAGCUUUUCCUCGAAGUUGAACCAAUUUCAAAUAUAAGCUAAUAUAAAACCGAACGUAUUUAUAUUUAACUAAACUUUGAUGCACUUAUAAGCAGGAGUACAUACUGUAACGUUUAUGUUUAUUUCAGUAUGCGCUAAACAUAAAAGAAAUGCAAUUUUAUAAGCUAAGUUUAAAAGAGUAUAAUUUCCUAUUAUGCGUAUCAGCAACUUUUUCUAUACGAUUCAGCAACAACCUGCAGCUUUCCGAUUUAUUUCGAAGUUGCAUGCGAGCUUCACAUUAGAGUGAAAUAUUUCUUUCCCCUUCUUAAUAAUGAAUACUAACUUAAAGGUUAUACUAACACUCGCCAAAAAGCACAUGCUCUGUCAACUACAACUGUAAUUUCUGUUCAUACAGGCAUCAAUAAACUCAGAAAAUAAUAACAAAUGUUUGCUAG
Sabethes cyaneus is the source of this 1182-nucleotide messenger RNA. It is a transcript of the gene gdl, whose product is annotated as gonadal protein gdl. The transcript has 3 exons. NCBI's taxonomy places the organism in Eukaryota, Metazoa, Arthropoda, Insecta, Diptera, Culicidae. The record is from RefSeq and is a predicted model, not a curated record. Bases 74 to 703 code for a protein of 209 amino acids.